AGCGGUAGAAAUAUCGUUGUUGGUUGUGGGCGCGGUUAUGGGUGGGCGGUGAAUGGAAAGGCGUAAAAUGAUGGCUGUGGGAUGACAAGUUGCUGGCAAUGCGGACCAUUGACUUCUGAUGGCAGGGUCACCUGGCUGUACAUCAGGGGCACCAUGCCAUUGCUCGGAGCCAAGGCAGGAUGUCAAGGAUAUGAGUUUUACUGAUGAGAGCUCAGCCUUUGGUGACCACUUGGCUACAGUUGUGCAUUCAACUCCUUUGCAACCUAUCUGGAAAUUUACCUCAGAUCUCAAGACUGUGAAAAGGAGGCUAGACUUGGACUCGUCUCAUGAGGAUGUGGUGUUUAAAACCCCAAAGAAAACUCCAACUCAAAGAAGAACAAGAUAUUUUUCUGAGGAUCACCCCUCACCGGUGUCAGAACGAUCCGGCACGCCGACCGGGCUGUCGACCUCAGCCGAGAAGUCGCGCCAGGACACCUCGCUCGGCCUGCUGACGCGCCGCUUCGUGGACCUGACCCGCGGCGCGCCACACGGCGAGGUCGACCUCAACCGCGCCUCCGACCUGCUGCAGGUCCCGAAGCGGCGCAUUUACGACAUCACCAACGUGCUCGAGGGCGUAGGCCUGCUGGAGAAGCGGUCCAAGAAUCAAGUGCGCCUGGCGUCGGGCGUGCCUGGGCCGGCCGAGCGCGCGGCGGUCAGCCGCGAGCGCCAGCUGGACGCGCUGAUCGCGACCGCGACCGAGCGGCUGCGGCAGCUCGGCCGGCAGCCGGCCUACGUGCGCUACCAGGACUUGCGCGGCUUGCCCCAGCUGCGCGACCAGACGGUGGUAGCAGUGCGCGCGCCCGACGACACCGUGCUGCGCGUGCCCGACCCGGCCCGGGAGGGCGUGUACCAGCUGCACGUGCGAUCGGACUCGGGCGAGAUCCAGCUGCUGCUUUGUCAGGACGACCCACGCCCAGCCGACGGGGCGGACGACUCGGCGCUGGCCCCGGACCACACCCACAUGACGUCUCCCGGUAGCCGGGCCACACCCACCUGA
Pollicipes pollicipes is the source of this 1036-nucleotide messenger RNA. RefSeq names its product transcription factor E2F1. Gene Ontology annotation, molecular function: protein dimerization activity; RNA polymerase II cis-regulatory region sequence-specific DNA binding; DNA-binding transcription factor activity, RNA polymerase II-specific. The transcript is spliced from 7 exons. The record is from RefSeq and is a predicted model, not a curated record. Gene Ontology annotation, cellular component: RNA polymerase II transcription regulator complex. The coding region runs from base 119 to 1036 and encodes 305 amino acids. Lineage: Eukaryota; Metazoa; Arthropoda; Thecostraca; Pollicipedomorpha; Pollicipedidae. Gene Ontology annotation, biological process: regulation of transcription by RNA polymerase II.